Molecule: messenger RNA, 1498 nt
Organism: Ictidomys tridecemlineatus (thirteen-lined ground squirrel)
Lineage: Eukaryota; Metazoa; Chordata; Mammalia; Rodentia; Sciuridae
Gene: Awat1
Product: acyl-CoA wax alcohol acyltransferase 1
Biological process (GO): lipid metabolic process
Cellular component (GO): endoplasmic reticulum membrane
Molecular function (GO): long-chain-alcohol O-fatty-acyltransferase activity
Source: RefSeq, a predicted model, not a curated record
ACUGCUCUGGGAUCUUUGUCUCCCUUAGGCUCCUGGGCAUCAUGCCUUGUUCUAAGCAGCCUAAUCACUUCCAGAGUCUGAGUCUUCUGCACUGGCCCUUGAGCUACCUUGCCAUCUUUUGGAUCUUGCAGCCAUUGUUCUUUUACCUGCUGUUUACAUCCUUGUGGCCACUGCCAGCAUUUUACUUUGUCUGGUUGUUCUUGGACUGGAAGACCCCAGAGCAAGGUGGCAGGCGUUCAGCCUGGGUAAGGAACUGGUGUGUCUGGACUCACAUCAGGGACUAUUUCCCCAUUACAAUCCUGAAGACUAAAGACCUGCCACCCCAGCACAACUACCUCAUGGGGGUUCACCCUCAUGGUCUCCUGACCUUCGGUGCCUUCUGUAACUUCUGCACAGAGGCCACAGGCUUCUCGAAGACCUUCCCGGGCAUCACUCCUCAUUUGGCCACUCUGUCCUGGUUUUUCAAGAUCCCCCUUAUCAGGGAUUAUCUCAUGGCCAAAGGUGUGUGCUCUGUGAGCCAGCCAGCCAUCGACUACCUGCUGAGCCAUGGCACUGGCAACCUCGUGGGCAUUGUAGUGGGAGGAGUGGGAGAGGCCCUGCAAAGUGUGCCCAACACCACCACUCUCAUCCUCCAGAAGCGCAAGGGGUUUGUUCGUACAGCCCUCCAGCAUGGGGCUCAUCUGGUCCCAACCUUCACAUUUGGAGAAACUGAGGUGUAUGACCAGGUGGUAUUCCAUCAGGACAGCAGGAUGUACAAAUUCCAGAGCUUCUUCCGCCGUAUCUUUGGUUUCUAUUUUUGUGUCUUCUAUGGACAAGGCUUCCGUCAAGGCUCCCUUGGGCUCCUACCAUACAGCCGGCCUAUUGUCACAGUGGUUGGUGAGCCUCUGCCACUUCCCCAAAUUGAAAAGCCAAGCCAGGAGAUAGUGGACAAAUACCACGCACUCUAUAUGGAUGCACUGCACACACUUUUUGACCAGCAUAAGACCCAAUAUGGCUGCUCAGAUGCACAGAAGCUGCUUUUCUUGUAACUGAAGAGACUAUGUACCUGAGUGCAUGUAAGAGCACCUGCCUUGGAGACGGGACUCACCUGCUGCUAACAUAAGAAAUGGAAGGAAGGCUGUGUGUGCUAGGGAAGGGCAUUAGGAAUCCUAGCCACAGUGCUGCCUUCUCAGGAGUUGACUCUGAGGAGCCUCACUUUAUUCUCCUGGCUCUCCUCUCUGAGCCUGACACCCCAGGUUCUGAAGAACUCAAAUGAAGGCUAUGCAGCCCCUAUUCCAUUUAUAAAAAUCUUAAUACAAUUUUAAAAUUGAGAUAUAAUUUGCAUAUCAUAUGUUUAUUUGCUUAAAAGUGCAAAGGUCAGCAGUGUUUAGUAUAUUCAGAGUUGUAUAAUUGCCACCAUUAUCUAGUUUGGGAAUUUUUUCAGCAUUCUCAAAAAAGCCAGUAAACAUUAGUAGUCAAUGCCCACUCCCCCCAGCCCCUGAUGACCAGUCAUCUAUUU